This is a messenger RNA of Helianthus annuus (common sunflower), 1169 nucleotides long. RefSeq lists its product as uncharacterized. Lineage: Eukaryota; Viridiplantae; Streptophyta; Magnoliopsida; Asterales; Asteraceae. The transcript has 2 exons. The record is from RefSeq and is a predicted model, not a curated record. The coding region runs from base 185 to 1018 and encodes 277 amino acids.
UAUUUAUGCCAAGGCGGGAGCCACAGUAUCCGACGUACUUGACCCACCCGACGUACCUUUACUUGUCCAUUCGUUUUUUGAUCUUAAUAACGCCAUUUGCUAUGACGGUCACACGUUGCCUCUGUUAUCCAUUCAGGUGACUGAACUUGUGGAUGGAAUAUUCAUCGGUUGCUCUUUCAACCACAUGGUGACCGACGGGACCUCUUUAUGGCAUUUCAUGGCUGCUUGGAGUGAAAUAUUUAGAUCCGGAGGACAAUCAGUUUCUCGUCCUCCGGUAUUCAAGCGAUGGGUGCUGGAUGGAUAUGAUCCAAUAAUCAAUCUCCCCUACAACCAUCAAGAUCAGUUUAUUGAACGAUUUGAAAAUCAAACCUUUAAAGAGCGAUUCUUCAGUUUCUCCUCAACGGCCAUCUCCAAACUCAAAGCAACAGCAAAUUCUGAAUGCAAUACACGAAAGAUUUCAAGUUUACAAGCCGUGAUCGCGCUUUUAUGGAGGUGCAUCACCCGUGCGCGAUGUCUACCACAUGAUUGUGAAAUCACUUGCUCGUUGAUGUUUUCUACACGGGCAAGGUUAAACCCGCCUUUGUCAGAUGGUUAUUUUGGUAACCCAGUUCACAUUGUGGGAGGCAAAGCAACUGUGGGGGAUUUGUUGGCUCAUGGUCUCGGUUGGGCGGCUUUCCGACUACACGAAGCCGUGAUAAACCACGAUGAUAAAGCAAUCAAGGAAGAGGUUGAGUCAUGGAUAAAAUGUCCAGUGAUAUAUAAACGGAUUCAUCUGUUUGGUGCAAACCUUGUGCGAGCUGCGAGCUCACCGAGAUUUGACAUGUAUGGGUGUGAAUUUGGAUUGGGUAAAGCGCUUGCGGUUAGAAGUGGGUGCACCAACAAAUGCGAUGGGAAGAUAACAAUGCAUCCGGGCCGAGAGGGUGGCGGUAGCAUGGACGUAGAAGUUUGCCUUUUGCCGGAAUAUAUGAAAAAUAUUCAAUCCGACCAGGAGCUCAUGAGUUAUCUAAUGAUAGACUAAGAGAUGAGUCUGCUUCUGUUGGAUCUGGUUUAGGAUCGGUCCAUGAUGGGCGCUAAACCCGCGUUAACGGGUCAGUCACAUUGUUAAGUGAAUGUGUCUUGUUUGUUUCGGUAUUUUCUGUUUUUCAUUGGAUUGGUCUAUUGAGUCUGUA